UUACUUGUUACCCUUGGGGUCAUGGGAACACUGUGCUCCGUUUGUCACCGGAAUAACCCCCAAUUUCCCCGAAAGAAGAAUGAUAGACCGCCAUUGAUGCCUGGUACUGACCAAUACAAUCGAACUUCACUCAACAGAUGAUUGGAAAACACUUGUCUUGUUAUGCGAGGAAUAAUUUUCUCAGUUUUGGUGACAAGAAUGAAGAAUGUGGAGAACACGUAGCAAUUCGUGAACUAGGUGUAGUGUUUAGGGGCGGCUGCGGGCACUCGUCGUUCUCAAUAAUUCAUUUUUAUUAUUGUUUUUUUUUAGUGGGGGAGGGUUUUGUUGCUCCGUUUGGAACGUAAACAGGUAGUGAACAGGUGAUUCGUCCGGGCCCACGAUGCUCGGGAGACUCAGCAUUUCGAGAAUCGUUGAGGGGAAGUGUAAACAUUAUUUUGGGCAUCAACAACUCCUUAGAAUAAUAAAAAAUGAUGAUCACGGUCCAACGCGUAAUUACAAAUCAGAUAAAAAGCGGCAAAAAUCGAGAAAACAGUCAGAAACGAAUUUUUCCACUCACGAGUUGUCUAAAUACUUCGGGAGUAUCUUCAUCGCCGGAGGGUGUCUGGGGCUUUACUACUACUUAUGGUCAGACAGAAGGAAAGUUUACGCAUUGGAAAGAGGGCCUGGGGCGCAUAAGAAGGGACUGAAGAGUUACACGAUCGAAGAAAUAGGAAAACAUGACAAUGAAAAGGACGAACUUAAUGGAAUUUUAAACCUCCAUCUGAAAACUCAUUUCGUUACUAUUCAUUUCUACAUUAUUGAUUUCAACAAAUACUCAAACUUUCAAUCCACACAUUCAUUCGUGUUUUCCAGGCAUCAACAACUCCUUAGAAUAAUAAAAAAUGAUGAUCACGGUCCAACGCGUAAUUACAAAUCAGAUAAAAAGCGGCAAAAAUCGAGAAAACAGUCAGAAACGAAUUUUUCCACUCACGAGUUGUCUAAAUACUUCGGGAGUAUCUUCAUCGCCGGAGGGUGUCUGGGGCUUUACUACUACUUAUGGUCAGACAGAAGGAAAGUUUACGCAUUGGAAAGAGGGCCUGGGGCGCAUAAGAAGGGACUGAAGAGUUACACGAUCGAAGAAAUAGGAAAGCAUGACAAUGAGAAGGACGGAAUUUGGGUGUACUACAAGGAUGGAGUUUACGACAUCACGAAAUUCGUUUCUCAGCAUCCUGGGGGGUCCGGUAAGAUCAUGAUGGCAGCUGGGGCCUCGAUCGAGCCCUUCUGGGUGAUCUUCGCUAAUCAUGAGGUUCCGGAGGUCUAUCGCCUGCUGGAGUCCAUGAGGAUUGGGAAUGUCGAUAUGACUGAUGAGGAGAAAUCGAAGAAAGGGGAGGCAGUUUAUGAUCCCUAUGGCAAUGAACCGAGGAGGCAUAAGGCUUUGAAAGUCAAUGGGCUGAAGCCCUUUUGCGCUGAACCACCUGCUCCCAUGAUGGUGGAGAGCUUCCUCACACCAUCAGACCUUUUCUACGUGAGAAAUCACCUACCAGUCCCUGAAGUAGAUAUAAAAAACUACAACAUCGAAAUUGCAAUCGAUGACGACACCCAAAAGGUUCUGACCCUUGAAUCAAUAAAAAAAUAUCCCAAAUACACGGUAACAAGUGCUGUUAUGUGUGGGGGAAAUAGAAGAUCAGAAAUGAAUGCUGUGAAGCCAUUACGAGGAUUGAGUUGGUACGUUGGAGCAGUUGGAAACGCCGCGUGGUCAGGUGCUCGCCUCUGCGACGUUUUAUCAGACCUGGGGAUCAAUGAGGACGACUGGGACCACGUGCAGUUCGAGGGACUGGACCUGGACCCUUCAGGGCUGCCCUAUGGAGCCAGCAUCCCCAUCAGCAGAGCCCUGGACCCAAAGGCAGACGUCAUCCUCGCUUACGAGAUGAACGGACAGUCCCUUCCUCGGGACCACGGCUUCCCCAUCCGAGUGAUUGUUCCAGGAGUCGUUGGGGCUAGGAACGUGAAGUGGCUCGCGAGGAUCAUCAUCGCGAAGGAGGAGAGCCCUUCCCAGUUCCAACGAGGGGAUUACAAAGGAUUUUCUCCUAGUACUGAUUGGGAUACUGUGGAUUUUUCCAAGUCUCCUGCCAUUCAGAACAUGCCUGUGACGUCCGCUAUUUGCAAUAUUGUUCCUGGAGAAACUGUUCGGUUGAAGGAUGGAAAACUUAACGUUAAAGGAUAUGCUUGGUCAGGUGGAGGUAACAAGAUAAUCCGUGUAGACCUCACAGCAGACCAGGGGAAGACCUGGUACGUGGCAGAGCACAUGCAGCAUGACACACAGGCCAAGGAGGGAAGACACUGGGCCUGGAGCCUCUGGAGUGGAGAAAUUCCAGUCGAUCCAAAUGCCUCGGAAGUGGAGAUAUGGGCUAAAGCUGUGGAUUCCUCGUACAAUGUGCAGCCAGAGAGCUUUGAGAAUAUCUGGAAUCUCAGAGGAUUGCUGUGCAAUGCCUAUCAUAGAGUUAAAGUGAAAAUUCAGAAGUGAUUUGUCAAUUUGAAUUAAUUUACAAUGCUUUUUUCAGAUGAUAACAUUUUCAGUAAAAGUUUCUCCCAGUUAUUUUAAAUUCGUUAGUUCUAGACAUAUUUCCAGAACAAUUUUGGAUAAAAUUUUUAAAUUUGUAAUUUGGGAUUCAUCAAUUAUUUUGAGAUCGACUGAUGCUAGAGGGAAAUAUCGAAAGACUUUAGUUUUUAAAUUAUUAGUUUCAGUGAAUUUUCUACAGAAAUUAAUUCAAAUCAUUUAUUUUUUAUUCUUCUAUGCACUUGAAUGUAAUCCAUGAUUUUGUUUAAUCCAAUAAAAAAAUAAAAAAUAAAAC
Molecule: messenger RNA, 2831 nt
Organism: Diachasma alloeum
Lineage: Eukaryota; Metazoa; Arthropoda; Insecta; Hymenoptera; Braconidae
Gene: shop
Product: sulfite oxidase
Exons: 6
Coding region: 380-2503 (707 amino acids)
Cellular component (GO): mitochondrion
Molecular function (GO): oxidoreductase activity; molybdenum ion binding
Source: RefSeq, a predicted model, not a curated record